Molecule: messenger RNA, 1416 nt
Organism: Penicillium robsamsonii
Lineage: Eukaryota; Fungi; Ascomycota; Eurotiomycetes; Eurotiales; Aspergillaceae
Exons: 4
Coding region: 1-1416 (471 amino acids)
Biological process (GO): carboxylic acid transport; transmembrane transport
Cellular component (GO): plasma membrane
Molecular function (GO): carboxylic acid transmembrane transporter activity
Source: RefSeq, a predicted model, not a curated record
AUGGCGGCAGCCGAAAGUGGGACACCUUCCAAACCCCCACAUGAGACGAAAAAUGUCAACACUGUCAUUGGUAGAGAUGUUGAAGAAGUGACACUCUCAUAUCGUCCCAGCAGAUGGCAGAGUAAUAUCACCAUCAUCAGUUGUUAUAUCGCCAACUUUAGCGAUGGCUUUCAAAACACCCUCGCCAAUCCCACAAAUGUUAUUUUCAAGCAGGUGCUUGGAGCUGAUGGAUUUUCUUCCGAUAUGAAGACUCGCAUGAGCAACUCAGUCAUCGUCGGAGCCAUCCUUGGUGUUGUUGUUUUCGGAUACACCUCUGAUAUGUUUUCACGACGCGCCGGAUUACUCUUCACAUCCUCCCUGGUCGCAAUCGGUACCUUGAUGGCGGCACUGACUCUACAGAUGCAUCCCUCGAGUAACAUGCUGUGGUAUUUUGUUGUAGUUCGUGGAAUUGCCGGAUUUGGUGUUGGAGGUGAAUACCCUCCUAGUGCCGCUGCUGGCAUUGAAGAAUCGGACUGGACUAUGCGCAAAUACAGAGGGCCAAUGUUUGUGUCCUUUACGACUUUGAUGGCCACACUAGCGGGUCCAAUUUUGAUGAUAAUCUAUUUGAUCACACUCAUUGCCACGGACAAUAACCUUGUUAUCGCCUUUCACGCCAUUUACUCCAUUGCCACUCUCCUCCCGGUCUCAAUUAUCGUUUUGAGACUGUUCAUGGUGGACUCGUCUCUAUUCCACUACUCCAAUUUCAAGCGGCAGCGGAAGUCAUGGCGCCUUUGCCUCCUUCUUGCACGGCGUUAUUGGUGGAGGCUAUUGACUACAUCGCUAGCCUUCUUUUUGUAUGAUUUCAUUAAUUUCCCCAACAACAUAAUGUCCAGCACGAUCAUCUCCUCUUUGGUUACAGAUCACAAUGUUCAGACAACAGCUAUUUGGCAGGUUGUUUUGGCCGCCCUGCCAGUUCCCGGCGUUGUGUUGGGGGCCUGGCUUACCAAUGCGAUUGGACGUCGCUGGACUGGAAUUUUGGGCUUCGCUGGAUAUGUUGUGCUUGGUUUCGUUAUCGGUGGCACAUACACGAAGCUUUCUCAAAACAUCGCGGCCUUCGUUGUUCUGUAUGGCCUGUUGCAAGCAUUUGGCCAUAUGGGACCCGGUGCUACCAUUGGGCUUAUAUCUUCUGAGUCUUUUCCCACUGCCAUGCGGUCUACGGGAUAUAGUGUCGCGACAGCUUUUGGUAGAACGGGUGCUGCCGACCGUGCUGGUAACAGCUCCACCUUUUACUUGGCUGGUGGUGUCGCUAUCCUCGGCAUGAUGGUAUACUACUUGUUGCCUGAAAGUAGAGAUUUGGAUUUGAAGAAAGAAGAUAAGGAGCUGAACGAAUAUCUUACGCAGCACGGAUUUACGACUGAUGGGAAAGAGUGUUUGUGA